GUGAGUCUGAAGAGGCGGGCAGACUGGGCCAGGCUGACCCCUCCCCAGUGGGGGGCGGGGUCCCUGGAGGAGGACUAGAGUGAGGCACUGGAGAGGAGACAUUGGAGGGAAAGAGGAGAUAUGGCAGGAACCAGUCUAGGGGCCCGCUUUUAUCGGCAGAUCAAAAAACAUCCUGGGCUCAUUCCAAUGAUCGGCUUCAUCGGCCUUGGCAUGGGCAGUGCUGCUCUCUACUUGCUGCGGCUUGCCCUGCGCAGCCCUGACGUCUGCUGGGACCACAAGAACAACCCAGAGCCCUGGAAUCACCUGAGACCCAAUGACCAAUACAAGUUCCUUGCAAUUACCACUGAUUAUAAGAAGCUGAAGAAGGAUCGGCCAGACUUCUAAACCAGGCUGGGCUGCUAGUUGCAUGUAAACCCAUCACUCACUUCUUCCCAUCCACUCCCAGACCGCAGGGUGUCUGCCUAGUCACCUUGUCCAGCUCUUUGCUUACACAGGCCGGGUUCCCACGAAGAGGGGAGGCAGCUCCACCCCUACAAUCCUCCCUUGAUCCCAGCAGCGGAAGCAACUCUGACCCUUGGCUUCAGUCCCACGUGGGGGAGGAGAAUCAGGACAGCAGCAGCUGCUGGGUCCUUGGCCCAAACGGCCCAACCAGCCCCUCUACUCAAUCCCUUCACUUGCAGGGUGUGGCACAGCAUACGUGUUGAGCGUGGUCUACGUGAGCCAACAGCAAGCAGGGCCUCUGGGUGCCAAGUGAGGACGUGGCGAGUCCCACGUCUGCCUGAGCUUGGAAAGUGCUAGGCCUGGGGCAGUGUUGUUCAGGCUCAACUAGAUCGUCUCUGGCUGCCUAGCCUGCCCAGGAUGGGCACCCAUGCCAAGCAGCAGCUCCUCCUCUGCCCAAGCCUGCUGUCUCCCCUACCCACAGCAUAGAGCACCUGGGCCUCCCCCUGCCGCUCCCCCCUCCCCUCCCCUGCUCCCUUUGGUCCCCUGGGAUCAAACAGAAGCAGCCGUGGGCAAAAUACAAUUUCAUUUAACAAAUUGAAUUUGCUGCGCCUGCUAAUCACGUCUGGUGUCGGCUCUGAUCAGAGACAGAGAGAGGAGGCUGCAGCCCCGGGGGUCCUUGUGGUGGUGGUGGGAGGAGAAGGAGGAAUAAAUGUUGAGGGAGUCAAAUCGCAGAAUCACUGGCUGGCCCAGGGGACCCCUCCCACAUAAUAGAAACUCAGGGCAGGUUAUCAUUUUAUUAGAUAAAAACAGGAAGGAGGGUGCCUGCCCACCCCUUUCUCUGGCUCAGCAGGAUAAACCCCCUCCCCAAGAAAGAGCCAAAGUAACACUGAGAUAAUGGCAGAGAAGGCAGAAAGCUGGGGGAGGAGGGUCCUUCUAAAUCUGAUUACAAAAAAAAGAAAGCUCUAAUUUCUGGGAAGAGAGACUGUACUUCGCUCUUGCCCUAAAUGGUCUGGCUAGGUGGACUUUCCUCCUCCAUCAAAAAAUAGGUAAGUGGUGUUCUCUUCCAGCAGACCAGGGGGGUGAAGCAGAGGCCACAGGCCUCAACCCCAGGUGCCUUCAGCGUUCAUGAAAACCAGGCAUAGGGAAGGCCCUGGCAAACUGCUCCACCCGCUGCCUGAGGUUGGUCAGACUCUGGAUUGUUUCUGGAUCCUUGAGCAGGAAGGACUUGAAAUCCUGGAG
Molecule: messenger RNA, 1680 nt
Organism: Octodon degus (degu)
Lineage: Eukaryota; Metazoa; Chordata; Mammalia; Rodentia; Octodontidae
Gene: Coxfa4l2
Product: NDUFA4, mitochondrial complex associated like 2
Exons: 4
Coding region: 121-384 (87 amino acids)
Source: RefSeq, a predicted model, not a curated record